Messenger RNA from Acipenser ruthenus (sterlet), 622 nucleotides. Its product is annotated as NEDD8. Gene Ontology annotation, cellular component: cytoplasm; nucleus. NCBI's taxonomy places the organism in Eukaryota, Metazoa, Chordata, Actinopteri, Acipenseriformes, Acipenseridae. Bases 224 to 478 code for a protein of 84 amino acids. Gene Ontology annotation, biological process: protein neddylation; regulation of proteolysis; modification-dependent protein catabolic process. The record is from RefSeq and is a predicted model, not a curated record. The transcript is spliced from 4 exons. Gene Ontology annotation, molecular function: protein tag activity; ubiquitin protein ligase binding.
GUCGGAGCCUGGAAGCCAAACUGGGAACUUUUGUAUCCGACACCGUCCAGCGUGUUGUCGAGGGCGGGGGGAAGAUAAAUGCUGUUGCACCGCGCCGGAAAGCAGUUUUAAAUUGACUGGUAAACGAAAAAAAAAAACAUCUUAAACUGAUUUAAAACUAAAAAAAGAGGGUGAUAGAGACCGUUUAUUUGAGAUUGAGUAGCAAUUCCAGCGGGGAGCAACAAUGCUGAUUAAAGUCAAGACCUUGACUGGAAAGGAGAUAGAAAUCGACAUCGAACCCACAGAUAAGGUGGAGAGAAUAAAGGAGAGAGUGGAAGAGAAGGAGGGGAUCCCCCCACAGCAACAGAGACUCAUCUACAGCGGGAAGCAGAUGAACGAUGAGAAGACGGCUGCAGAUUACAAAAUCCAAGGAGGGUCUGUUUUGCAUCUGGUCCUGGCUUUGAGAGGAGGAGGAGGAGGAGGAGAGGCGAUGAGAUGAGAUGAACCAGUCCUCCACGAUCCCACAAUGCACCACCCCUGAACCCCCUCCGUGUAGUAUCAACGGUGCCAAAACUCCAGCGUCUUGAUUUAACAUCCGCCAUCUUUUAAAAUAAUAAUAAUAAAAUAAAUAACAUACAGAAGA